AUGCAUUCCAGCUGGUCACCACCGCACGACUACCGGAACCGCCCCGUCGCGGUUUUGGGCGCUGGCGUCCUUGGAAGGCGAAUUGGCUGCAUCUGGGCCUCCGCGGGCUACGACGUCCACCUACGCGAUCCGAGCCCGGAGCAACUCACCUCCGGCAUCGCCUACAUCCACGAACAAGUCUCUUCCUACGCCAGCAAGACGGGCUGCAUCCCAGGCAAAGCACACAGCUUCACCGACCUCGAAGAAGCGGUGGAGUCCGCCUGGCUCAUCAUUGAGGCCGUCCCCGAAAAGCUGCCUCUGAAGAUUGCCACCUUCGCCGAUCUAUCCGCCCUCGCCCCAAAUGAUAGCAUCCUUGCAUCCAACUCUUCUUCCUACAAGACCUCGGAGAUGCUGGACCGGGUCCCGGACGCGGUGAAGCCACGGAUUCUGAACAUGCACUACUACAUGCCGCCGCAGUGCAUGACGGUGGAGUUGAUGACGGACGGCUUCACGCAUGAGGCCAUCUUCCCCUUUAUGGUGGAGCGGUGCCGCGAAGGUGCAACCUCGCCGUAUGUCGCACGCAAACAAUCGACUGGGUUUAUCUUCAAUCGCCUCUGGGCGGCGGUCAAACGAGAGGUGCUGACCAUUCUCUCCGAGGGGGUGUCCGUCCCCGAAGAGAUCGAUGCUAUGUGGGAGGAGAUGUUUAUUCGGGGAAGGACGCUGCCGUGCAGGAUGAUGGAUAACGUUGGCCUCGACACCGUCGCCUUCAUUGAACAGCACUAUAUCCACGAGCGGGGGCUUUCCUCCGAGAGAACCGUGGACUACCUCACCACCAACUACCUCGAGAAAGGUAGAUUGGGCGCCAAAUGCGCCCUGGGUGGGCUCUAUCCCCUGUCUAGCGCAGCCAGCAACAGUGGCAGUGACCCCACCACCCACGAUCGCCGUCUCCUCGUAUUAGACGUCGGACUCGCCUCUUCGACCGCCGCCUCCUCGAUCUCCACCCCUGUCGGACAGAUCCUCUCUCUCGCGGCAGACGGGACCGAUUCCAAAGUGUUGGUUGCCAACCAGCUCCUUCCUGACGGCAUCGCAGUCGAUGCCACGACCAACCGCAUCUUUUGGACCAACAUGGGGGUUCCCGGCCGACAGGAUGGUGCAGUCUACUCCUCAGCUCUAGACGGGAGCGACAUCCAGACCAUCCUCGAACCGGGUGCGAUCAACACCCCCAAGCAGCUGACCCUCGACCAGACAGCGCGGAAGCUGUACUUCUCCGACCGCGAGGGCUGCGCAGUCUACCGCUGUAGCCUUGACGGGUCGGGUCUGAAGACUCUUGUCUCACGACAGCGAGGGAGCCAAGGCAAAGGGGUGACUGACGUACGGGACUGGUGGGCAAGCCGGAGAUUCUGGCUCGGGGUUUGCAUGAGGCGAUUGGGGUGAGUCUCGACCGGAAGUCUGGGGAUAUCUUCCUGACGGACCUCGGGGGU
Molecule: messenger RNA, 1460 nt
Organism: Aspergillus aculeatinus CBS 121060
Lineage: Eukaryota; Fungi; Ascomycota; Eurotiomycetes; Eurotiales; Aspergillaceae
Product: putative 3-hydroxyacyl-CoA dehydrogenase
Exons: 3
Coding region: 1-1413 (470 amino acids)
Biological process (GO): fatty acid metabolic process
Molecular function (GO): NAD+ binding; oxidoreductase activity, acting on the CH-OH group of donors, NAD or NADP as acceptor
Source: RefSeq, a predicted model, not a curated record